AUGCGCGCGUCCGUCUUCUUGGAAGGGAUUUUCUUUUCCGUCGCACUUGACGCGAUCACUGCCUUACACGACUACCAGGCACUGCGUCAGCCGACAAUCUAUGAAUCGGACUGCGUGAAGCAAUGGACAAAGCUGAAGCCCAGCGGCUCGGCCGGCGCGUACUCGGAGAUGGAAGACCUGCCGACUGCCAAGAAUGGAACGGGAGAGCUGCAGGUCAAGUUGUCGGUGCAAGUGAAGCGGUUCACGAGCGACUACGUGGACUUUACCACCAGGUCGUACAACGGGCUAUUGCCAGGCCCGGCGAUCAAAGUUUGUCCAGGUGACCGUCUAGUUGUGACUCUCGUGAACUUGUUGGGAGCUGGUACGAACAAUAACACCAACCUGCAUGUGCAUGGGAUGCAUGUGUCGCCAAUGGGGGACGCAGACAAUGUGGCUCCCAUUGUGGAGCCGCGCGGACAGCGCAAGUACGUGUACGACAUUGGCCCCGACCACCCAGCAGGAACGUUUUGGUACCAUUCCCACUCGCAUGGCAAUGUGAACUCGCAGCUCAACGGAAUGAUGGCAGGAGCGCUGAUUGUGGCUGAUCGACCGGCUGAUUUCUCGACAGACUUGGCUGCCAUGGAUGACCUUGUCAUGAUUCUGCAAGCAGUGUGCGUCGAGAACUGUCACAACGUGCACGAUGAUAUUCAGUACGCGAUCGAAAACACACGUAACUCUUCAUCGUCACAAUUGGGGCACGUGGACACGCUGGAUAAAAAGAGCCAAACGCGCACUGUUUGGAUGACCGAUCUCGAAAUUGCGGAAGAUGAUGCAGACGUGCCGCUGAACGAUACGUCGCUUCCUACAGUUUUCGUGAAUGGGCAAUACUUGCCAACGCUGGAUCUCCUGGUCGGUGAAUACAAGCGUUUGCGUUUGAUAAACGCUAUUGCAAACAAUAUCAUCGAGCUCGUGGUAAGUGGCGACAGCAGCUGUGCACUUUAUGUCUUGGCGAUGGACGGUAUAUACUUCAACAAACCGAAGGCAAAGGACGUGGUUGUUAUUCCGCCCGGGGGACGUGCCGACGUAGCCAUCACGUGUGCUGACAGUGGUGAGUUUUACCUCGAGACUGAUUGUGCGAGCUCUCGCAACGAAUUAUUGGGUCGAGUGAACCAGCAUCGUAUACCAUCUCAGCGUAUCGUGACGAUCAAGGUGAGCGAGGAAGACGAAGACUCUGACGCAAGCAAACGCUUCGUAGCCACUACUCUUGUAUCGACGCUGCCAAAGCGACCUUCGUAUAUGGAGAAUACAAUUGGAAGUGCGAACUCCGCAUCGACCAUUGCAGGGCGCAACAAGUACGACUUUGAGUUUUCCGUCUGGAUGGAGAAGGGAAUGAUGAUGUAUGGCGUCAACCACAAGAAGCUCGAUAUGACGUACAUCAAUCACUCAAUGCCUGUCAAUGAGCUGCAAGAAUGGCGGCUUUCAGUCAGAGAUUACAGAAAGCCAGAAAUAUGGUCGUGCGACGCGGAUAGUGGUUCCGCGAAGUCAAGUCAAUGCCGCACGAUGAACCACCCGUUCCAUAUACACUCGACGCAUUUUCAAGUUUCGGAUAUGGACACUGACACAGACCCGGAUGGAGAAAUGUUUGAGGUGGGCGAAUGGCGCGACACACUGCCGCUCUUUCGUGGAAAAGUGUGGAUCCGUUUUACUCCGCGCGACCACAUGGUGGGAAACAUCCUUGCGCAUUGCCACAUGGCUUCCCACGGUGACGCCGGUAUGUCACAACUCGUGAAGGUGUACGCUCGUCCUGAUAAAGGUGAAGAGGGUGAAGGAGGAGGCGAUGCAUCUACUUCUGACAGUGACGAGGACAAAUACGACACGGAAGGUAUGGACGACUCUGCAGAUGCUGCGGAAAUAGACACUACUGACGAAGACGAAGUUGACUCUACGAGUGACGCGGGAGAAGACGACGAAGAAAGUCAGGCAGAGGCCGCGAGCGAGAGCGACGCGGACGAAGGAGGUGGUAGGAACAAGAAUACUAGCGACGAGGUGGAAUAG
This is a messenger RNA of Hyaloperonospora brassicae, 2034 nucleotides long. Lineage: Eukaryota; Oomycota; Peronosporomycetes; Peronosporales; Peronosporaceae. The record is from the annotation of a GenBank genome assembly.